CACAGAGUCGUGCGUGUGAGGUACGACGUAUAAGCGGAAGAGGUCUCCUUAAGCAGUUUAUUUUGAAGAAUCCUCCUCGUUUGGACGGAUCUAGUCUGAAUUUUUUGUCCCUUCCCGGUGUUUCUUCUUCAGUUCAUAUUUUCUUGUGACCCUCGGAGUGAGACUUCAUAGAUCAAUCUGCCAGCGAGUAUGGAAACAGAAGAAGAUGCUCCUCCUCCAAAGCAGCAGCCUAUGAUAUACAUCUGUGGAGAAUGCCACAAAGAAAAUGAGAUAAAAGCAAGAGACCCUAUCAGAUGCAGAGAAUGUGGUUACAGAAUAAUGUAUAAGAAAAGAACAAAAAGAUUAGUUGUAUUUGAUGCCCGAUGAAGAGAACAGAAGAUGCAUCUAAUUAAUCUGAACUUAUGUUUAUUCUUCAUGUAUUGAUUUUGUUUAAGCAAGUACAUUCUCCCAUUUUGGUUCUUGCAAUAAAAUUGUAUCCAAA
This is a messenger RNA of Python bivittatus (Burmese python), 481 nucleotides long. It is a transcript of the gene POLR2K, whose product is annotated as RNA polymerase II, I and III subunit K. The record is from RefSeq and is a predicted model, not a curated record. Lineage: Eukaryota; Metazoa; Chordata; Lepidosauria; Squamata; Pythonidae. Gene Ontology annotation, biological process: DNA-templated transcription. Gene Ontology annotation, molecular function: DNA binding; zinc ion binding. Gene Ontology annotation, cellular component: RNA polymerase II, core complex; RNA polymerase III complex; RNA polymerase I complex.